CUGAAAUGUCAGAUGAAAACGAGGUUAUAUCGGCGUAGACCGAAAUGUAUUCAGCUUGUAUUUCGCGAUGAUUUAAAAAGUGACACGUUCUCCCGUGUCGUAGAAAAGCUUAACGUAAUUCCUAAAUAAUAUAAUGUACACCACGAAAACGCCGACACUUCGUAUCGGAGAGGCCGAUCUCAAAUGUAAGAAUGGUUGCGGAUUUUAUGGAAACGCCGAGUGGCAAGGAUAUUGCAGUAAAUGUCACCGAGAACAUCUUCAGAAGCAACGAGCGCAACAGGAAGGUGCCACUGGGGCUCAGAGCCAUGAUAGUGAGGGUGCAGGCCGUACAGCUGUAUCAGGAUUUUACAAGUUUGAAGAGAAAAGACGUCAACAAGAUAAGAAAAAAAAGUUAUUGUCAGUCUUCAGAAAACCUACGAUGAAAGCUCAGGGUUAUGAGGAGCUUCUGCAGGAAUUAACGAAAGACAACCCAGACUUGGAUAAGGUUAAGGCUGAGAAUAAAGAUCUGAUAGCACUUAUUGCAGAAACUCCAGCAGAGAAGGAUGUACGCAAGUGCAUCCUGUCCUUUGUCAAAAGUAUUCUUCAGAGUAAAGAUGUUAAGAAAAUCGAUGAAUUAUCUGAAAUCACUCAAACAUUUUAUCAGAAAUUUGCUAAACGCAUGGAAAAUAGUCCCAACUACACAGAUGUUGCUCUUGAAAUCCGGGAAAGGCUCCUAGACUACGUAGAGAGGUCUGCUAUGACCCUUCUGUACAGGAUCCUCUUCUGUCCACCAUCCACUACCGAUGAGGAGAAGGAUCUUGCCAUUCAGAAUAGAAUACGUCAACUGAACUGGGUCAGUGGAAAAAAUUUAGAGUGUCGAAUACAUGAAACCAGUUCAGAGGUUCGUGAGCUGGUCUACACAUCUAUCACAGACCUACUAAACAUGGACUCAGUAAAAGCUCCACAGGAGAAACUCGCCUGCGUCGUUCACUGCUGCAGAAAUAUUUUUCUGCUUCUACAGCAGUCCGUAGGUGGUCCAGCAUCAGCUGAUGAGUUCCUACCAGCCUUGAUAUUCAUUGUCCUCAAGGCAAAUCCAGCCAGACUCAAGAGUAACAUAAAUUUCAUAACAAGAUUCUGCAACGCCAGCCGUCUAAUGUCUGGCGAGGGUGGUUAUUACUUCACAAAUCUCUGCUGCGCCGUAUCCUUCAUCGAGAACCUCACUGCAGAAUCCCUGAACAUGACUGAGAAGGAUUUCGAUGCCUAUAUGUCAGGUGAACGAGUUCCAGCCAAUACCUGGGACUCUGCCCUCACCAUAUGUGAGAAUAUACACCUAAUGUGUGAGCACAUUACGCUGCUGGACGAGCUCAAGACGAAGAACAACGAGAUUGUUCGAGAAGCCGAAUUGCUAAAGAACGAGAUGAUCCAAUUCCACGAGGAUGUCGAAAUUAAGGUGAAUGAAACUAUACAGAAGACACCCUUGCUGAUAACACGAUGUCAGAGAGUACCGACUAAUUUGGAUAGCGAAGACGUAGAGUCUUACCAGUUGCCUCCGCCGAUAAUUCCUCAGGUAUACUCGGAUUGUUUACUGACACAACCUGGAGAUUCGAAGUCCUUGAUGGAAGACUGCGUCACCCCGUCACCGACCUUUGACUUUGCUCCAUUCGACGGGGAUGGCAAAGCAGAGGAUGAUACGAGUCUCAUCAGUCUGGAUACCCAGUGCGAUCUAACUACCCAUGAUAAUCACCCUUUCGACAAAGAUACUCCUGACAGUCUCCUUGACGAUUCUCAUAGCUCCGACGCCAAUCUACCCUCGCCCUUAGAACCACUCGCCUCUGGCCAGGAAGAUUAUCACGGAUUUACUCUCCAGGGUUCGACCAUACCAACUAUUCCCUGUAACACGGGCGAUCUCUCAUCGGACACCGCAGAACACGAAACGGACAGCUACGUUGGAUAUUUUCAUAAUAUUUAAGGGUAAUUAUGUAAACAAUCUUCCCUCUUAAAUAUCUCUUAGAACUAGUUACCAAUCCCCAUGAGUCCCUUCUAUUCGGUGCAUUUUUAAUUCUCUUAUUGCCCAGAUCGUAUUUGUAUUAUAAAACAUAGAAACAAAUUAUUAAAGAAAUAUAAUGAAUGUACUAGCAUAGUAUGGACGGUGGAUAUAAGUGUCUGUAUAGGUGCGCUAAUUAAUUUGUACAAAAAGAAAAGACAAGCAUUAAUCGACUCCAUGAAAUUUCAAAAUCCUCUGUCCACAUUCUAUUAUCCGUCCCUUGACUAAUUAUUGCCUAUAACAUAGUGGAUAUCAUGGUAAAUAAUAAUAGCAUAGUGUAUAAUAAA
Cephus cinctus (wheat stem sawfly) is the source of this 2310-nucleotide messenger RNA. RefSeq names its product rab5 GDP/GTP exchange factor (gene Rabex-5). The record is from RefSeq and is a predicted model, not a curated record. Bases 134 to 1948 code for a protein of 604 amino acids. Gene Ontology annotation, cellular component: endocytic vesicle; cytosol. The transcript has 7 exons. NCBI's taxonomy places the organism in Eukaryota, Metazoa, Arthropoda, Insecta, Hymenoptera, Cephidae. Gene Ontology annotation, biological process: vesicle-mediated transport. Gene Ontology annotation, molecular function: guanyl-nucleotide exchange factor activity; zinc ion binding; small GTPase binding.